CCCGUGGCCGAGGAGAAGGAGGCCUGAGAGCGACAUGUCCCCGGCGGCUGAGGCAGAGCAGCCCGCGGCGCUCCUUCACUGAGACCCGGGCGGCCUGGCGGCCGGCCGCGCACUAGGCUCGGCAGAGGCUGCCCCCGCCGUGGUGGGCGCCAUGCUGGGGUCCCGAGCGGCCGAGGGGGCCGCCGUGGCGCUCCUGCGACUGCUGCUGCUGCUCCUGCUCCCGGCGCAGCGGGAGCCGGGGCUCGGCGUGGUCCGCCUGGCGGGGGCCGGGCUGCCCGAGAGCGUCAUCUGGGCCGUCAACGCGGGCGGCGAGGCGCAUGUGGACGUGCACGGGAUCCACUUCCGCAAGGACCCUUUGGAAGGCCGGGUGGGCCGAGCCUCUGAUUAUGGCAUGAAGCUGCCAAUCCUGCGUUCCAACCCUGAGGAUCAGAUCCUGUAUCAAACAGAGCGGUACAAUGAGGAGACCUUUGGCUAUGAAGUGCCCAUCAAGGAGGAGGGGGACUACGUGCUGGUGUUGAAAUUUGCCGAGGUCUACUUUGCCCAGUCCCAGCAGAAGAUGUACCAAAGCUUCAGCCUCAUCCUGGACUGGAGAAGAAAGAAGAGGAGGAGGAAGAAGAAGAAUAUGAUGAGGGGUCGAAUCUUAAAAGACAGACCAAUAAGAACCGUGUGCAGUCAGGCCCUCGCACACCCAACCCCUAUGCCUCGGACAACAGCAGCCUCAUGUUUCCCAUCCUGGUGGCCUUUGGAGUCUUCAUUCCAACCCUCUUCUGCCUCUGCCGGUUGUGAGAACAGAUUACCAUCCCAAACAGGGUGGCCGGGCAUGGGAGAGAAACCAAACAUGGUGAAAUUGGUUUCUGUAUUUUUCACAGUGAUUAACAAAGCAGACAGACAACACACACACACACACACACACAAAUUAAAGGAGAUAAAAAGAGGCAGAGUAGAGAGUAACCCUCAUCUACCACCUGGUCCCAGACCUGCAUCAGUCCUAAUCCUCUCUUUGUGACUUGCUCCCAACCGUCCCUUUCUUCUCUAGGGUACUUGGGGUAAGCUGGAUCCUACCUGUUCAAGGAUUCUCAUCUGUGUACCUAGUGGAAAGGACUCUUAACUCAGAGCAGACACAGUUCCUUUUUUUUUUUUUUUAAGGUUAGAAAUCAACAGCAGGAGAAUGUCAUCUUAUUACUUAGAGGACCACUGCUGGGAAUUGGAUAUGUUCUGAAGUUAUGUUCAGAUAAAUUUUCAUAUGUCCUGGGAUUGAGUGUGUGUGUAAAUAUAUGAUUUGUAUGAUAAAGACAAAAACGGAAGAGGAGUUUUAAAAAAGGAAAGGGAAAUAGAUACUUUCUUACUUGGAAGCCUUUCUGGUUUUUGUCCAGUGUUGAUUCCAUCUCAAGUGUUGGAGCUUUGUCAUUGCUUGUCUCCCUGACAUGUGGCAGUUAGAGGACUGUCUGGUAUCCAAGACGAUUAGCUUAGGUCAGAUCUUCAGGUUGCCUCUGACUUGUUACCGCAACAAAUCAUUUUGAUUUCAGUGCCUGUUGGGGACUUGAUUUCCUCUCAUUUACUCGGACUCAUUUGAAAUCUCUCCUCUUCUCUCCACCGUUCUUCUAAGUUAUUGCCAAGAAGGGAAGGAGACCAUGGGGAUUUUGAGUUUCCUCUGCUUGAAUGUCUUAUCCUCUACCACUUCACAUUGUUGGUACUCCGUCCCUGGAUCUCUGAGCCAGCCACCAGGAGGAUAUGCCCCCGCAGUUCUUAUACUGGCCCCUUUGUAGGGUCUCGCUGCCAGGGGACAGUGAUGCUUUCCAGCCUGCAGGCAGCAGAACACUUGACCUUAACAGUCUCUUCUGGUCUUUGGAUUAGGAAAGGCUUAAGUUAGCUUAAUUUAAGAGCAACCUCAGAGACUUGAGCCCUUCUAAGUGAGUGACCACUGUUUAGAGUUCAUUUCUUUCUAUGCCUGUCACAGUUCACACAGUUUUGGUUUAUGUCCAGAGCUGCCCAAAGGAACUAGACAGACUUCCUCUAGCUGGUCAGGUGAUACGUCUCACAGGUUUUAAUAGUAUGCCCUUGUGGUCUUUUAUUUUCCUAUUCCAGUGGUAUUUGAGUUCUUGGGGUGAUAGGACUGAAGGAUUUCCCGUCAGCGUCAGCAACAGGCCUGGCAGUUCUGAAACCAACCUUAGCAUCUAAGUGGCUACAUUGAAUCCCUUGGGAAAAGUUCUGCAGGAAAUAAAGCUUCCCUGUCCCCACUCCUUUCUGGUCACUGUCAUCCAUGUAGGACAGCUAUGAGGGAGGACUCAGACAAGCUAUAAAGAAUUUUGUGACUAGAAGACAGCAGGAUUAGCUUUUACUUGCGCUAAACAGUAGUUUAGAUCUUUUUUUUUCCAAACGUGUUCAAUUUUGGUUUGUCUUUUUGGAUCUAUUUCUUAAGAGUUCUAGACCUUUGCUUUUUAUGUAGGCCUUGGACUCAAAUGUCUUGGGUGUUGACUUUCAAUGCGUUUCUUCAGAUCACCAUUUGAGUUGCAGCCCUCUGUUGUAGCUGGAACCAGGCUCUCAGUACUUGAGUGCUGAGUUAGGCACCUGAACAGCUGUGGCCUGAGGCUCAAGCAGAGAAUGCUCCCUGAGUUCUUCACAGUGCUCCCCCCAUUUUAAAGAAUGACUUCCUGUAGCCUUAGUUUUGGGGACCACCUGCAAAGGGCACCCGACACCCUGUCAAUUGGGCUUCUGCCAGCGGCUCUGGUUUCAUCCUGCCACGACCCCCCCAAAGGUCUCUGGCAACAGAGUGGACGAGAAAGGAGGACUCAGUGCCUCCGUGUUGCCUUGCUCGUUUGCCUGGUCCCUGCUGCCGCGCCUCAGUCCGUCCUCUCGGUGGCUCGGGGCUGUUUCCUAACGGUACUGUAACCCAAGCAGCUGCGCCUCCGCCUGUUUCUGCGCCUGCCCUUUCCCCGAGCUCAGGGUUGGGUGGGCACUUUCCUCCUCGCUUGUGUCUGAAAGAAAGGAACAUCUUAUUCCAAGGCUUACAAAAACAAAGGGCAAAGUCAAGAAACAGGAAGAGGUAUGGUGGGGGCUGGAAUAGAGUCAUCUAGAGCCAAACCCUCCCAGGGCUGGUCACUGCUGGCUCCUGAUGCUAAACUUGAAAGUUUUUUUUUUUUUUUCGUUUAUUUUUUUCCCUCUUACAAGGUGAUAUAGGUACAUGAAGUUUAGGUUUAAAGGGUGGGAUGGGGCACUUUUUAUUUUUGUAUUGUGUGUGUGUGAGAAAAAAAAAAAUCUUGUUUAUCCUUUGCUUUUUGCACUGUUUGUUGCUCUCUCUGUUCUCUGAGCUAGUGCUAGGAUUGAGGUUCUGCUGCUGGAAGUCUGACCGGGGUUGGGAAGGGGAUGAGUGGCGGCAGCAAGGGACGGGGAAGGAGGAGGUGCUUGUUUCUCCUACUGGAUCCACGUUCUGCCCAAGGUGUUUAGAUCCCCCUGAGCCCAGCUAGCCAAAUCCAAGAGCAGGUGGCCAACGUUGAAACUCUCUUGCCAGAGGUGUGACCAGUUGAAAUUUCGGGACAGACCUUGCAGAGAUGGCUGCUAAGAUUGGGCUGAGCCUGUAGGGUCGCCUGAUUGAGAACGAGGGUCUGAACCUACCAUUUUGGGGGCAUCGCUCGUGCUGAUCAAAACAACGUGCCAGGAAACAUGUCUCCUGAACCAGAUCCAUUUUUCUGAAAAAAUCCCUACUAGUGAAUAGAAGCUGCACUGCUCAGUGGGUAGUGCUCAGUGGGUAGCCUGGAGCUGUGGUGGCUGAAAGCUGGUUCUCUUCAAGUGUCGAUGGUAUUAGAUUCUCCCGAGGGUGGAGGAACCAGCAGGGGCACCUAUUGGUCAAAGUGGGGGAUCACUUUAAAGGUCACUAACUAGGCUUUGAAGAGCUGGCAUAAAGGUUGAGUUAGAUUUGCCUCUCCUCUCUGUGCUUGGGAACAGUGUACUCCAGUUUCCGAAUUGUGGUUUGACUUCGUUAUCUUCUGUGGAGAAGCUUCUGUUUUAAGGAAUUUCUCUCCCUUCUUCUAUCCCGCCUCUCUCUACUUUUCGCCCGAGAAGGCCCCGACCGUGACUUCUGGAAUCUCAGUUGAACUUUCAGAAACAGCAGCAGUAUUUCCCCCUUCCUAGCACUUAGAUUCCUUUUCCUAAAAACUGGCUCGCCUCGGGAAGCCCAGGGAAAGAAUCCGCAGGUUCGCCUGCCCCCGGGGGUUGGGAAGAACUCCGCUCGGUCAGCACAGUGCCUUCGCUCUCCUGCUCUGAGCCAGGCUGGGCAUUCCCAGUAGAUUCAGGUCUGGGCAGGGGGCUCACAGUCCUCCCUUGGGACUGCUUCCUAUCCCUUCCCCGUCCCCUUUGUUGGCCGGCUCUGUCUAAGUGUCUUCUGCCUCACGGGGCCUCUGAUGGCAUCCGGAGGCAACAUGUAGUUAUUUCCUCCCCGCCUCUCCGAAAGACCUAGGAGGUGAGCUUUCCAAAUCAAGAGACUAGUAAAUGCUCCUGUUUAAAGGGGGUGGGGGGGGCGCGGGAAGAAUCGAGGUGGGGAGGGAGGGAAGGACAAUUUUGGGCCUCCUGCUGUGACCCUGAGGAAGGAGCCUGGGGUGAGGCCGAAUGAUUAUGUACUGAAACAGGACCAGAAACACCCAGAAUCUGUUCAGAAAUCUCCGAAGAAAUCUGCUUCUCUUUUAUGGAAAGAUAUAAUUAGGGAUCAAAGAGCUCUAAGAAAAUUGCAAGGAAGCCUUAAUGUUCCAGCUUCUGAGAGAUCAGAGUAAUUUCUCCCUUUUAGUCCCAGAGAGGACUCUUUUGUGUGAGACCUCUCCUGGGACAAGAGGGCUAGAUUUCCUCAUUUUGUUACAAUGCUAGAAUGGCACCAGUGGGUCAACUGCCCGGGGAGGGUGGGCUUUGUCUCUGGGCACGGUGGCCGGCUGCCCAUCGGCUUUGUCCUUCCCCAGCUGCCUUUUGGCUAGCCUUUUUUUAGGUGCCAGUUCACUUGGAUAAGAGAAGAUAAUUUGGGGAUUGGUUGGGUUGGCAGGAAAAGAGCAGGAUGGGUCUCUGGGGACAGGUUCCUCCCCACCCCCGCCCCCCAAGUAUAAGAACAAGGAGCCAGGAUUGUGCUGGCAGCCAGGGAAACAGUAGUGCCUGCUAGAGUUGGCAGAGAGGGCCUUGGCACCUCUCGCAUCCAGGCAGACUUGUGCGAUGGGGGGCACAUAGCACCAGGCAAAGCAGAACUCUGUUCUCACCUCUAUUUUGAGCUUCAGUGCUUUAUGACAGUACGAGGAAAAACAACAACAAACUGAAGUGCGCUUUCCGUCCUUUCAAAGGACAACUGUCGGCAGAGGAGAGCUGAGUUUGCCAGGUGGGAGGAGAGAAUUGGCAGGGAGAGACGUUGUGGCAAAACCAGGAGUGAGAGACAUUCUUGACUAGGAGGCUUUCUGCCCUGCUCUGUCCUGAUCCAGGGAAUGAAGAGAAAUUGGACCCUGGAUCAGAUCACUCUGAUUUCCUCCCAGGCUAGCACCAUUGGGAGCCGAGGGCAGCCUCUUCAUUGGCCUAAUCUGACUUGUCAAGAAACCAAGACUGCCCCCCCCCCCACAUCGGGCCUGGCUGUUCUGUUCUGGACCAAAUACUGGAGAGUAGCGUCAGGUGCUUGCGACUCCCACGCUAGAUUCCCCGUCUUCUGCCUGCGGAGGCCAAUUGAACUCUGUAACCACAACAGCAGCACAGUGAGGUGUAACUGAGGAGCUUGGACCUAGCUGGCCCGGUGAAGCAGUAGGGGUGGAUAGAGCUGUCUUUCCUUCUGGGCUGUCUCCAUCUGUCCCUACCCCUUCCACGCCCCCACCCCUCUUCCCACCAAAACGUUUAAAAAACAAAAAAAAAAUCAGGAUGUUUUUCACUGUCCAUUGCUUUGUGUUUUAAUAAACAAUUUGCAGUGACACUCGGUGUUGGGAUUGAGUUUGAACUUGAUUGCAAAGCAGCGAAGUGAUGGGGCAGCAAAAGGGAGGCCUCGGUGUGUGUUUAUCUUGAACGCGGUCCCCCUUUGAGAAAGCUAGGCGCUGCUAUUCAUGUAGCCUCAUAUCUCCUGCUUUUCUUUCCACUGGGAUAUUUGUUUGAUGAAGUUCUGUAAUACCCCUGCCUGGCCCUCUGAGCCUGCAGAUCAUUCAAGGAAAAAUAAACAGUUUCUUUUGUUUGUUUCCA
Sorex araneus (European shrew) is the source of this 6183-nucleotide messenger RNA. It is a transcript of the gene MLEC, whose product is annotated as malectin. The record is from RefSeq and is a predicted model, not a curated record. The transcript has 3 exons. Gene Ontology annotation, cellular component: membrane. The coding region runs from base 152 to 1006 and encodes 284 amino acids. Gene Ontology annotation, molecular function: carbohydrate binding. Lineage: Eukaryota; Metazoa; Chordata; Mammalia; Eulipotyphla; Soricidae.